Molecule: messenger RNA, 2028 nt
Organism: Amblyraja radiata (thorny skate)
Lineage: Eukaryota; Metazoa; Chordata; Chondrichthyes; Rajiformes; Rajidae
Gene: oxtra
Product: oxytocin receptor a
Exons: 3
Coding region: 300-1628 (442 amino acids)
Biological process (GO): regulation of systemic arterial blood pressure by vasopressin; positive regulation of vasoconstriction; maternal process involved in parturition
Cellular component (GO): plasma membrane
Molecular function (GO): peptide binding; vasopressin receptor activity; oxytocin receptor activity
Source: RefSeq, a predicted model, not a curated record
GGUUCACAGGGGUUAAGGAUUCAGGGAAGCAGGUUCAAGUCCUGCGCUGCCUCUUCACGCCAAAAGCCGGCACAACAAGCAGCCUCGUUGGACGCGCGUUGGUUGAAAUGUGAUCAUCCCGGGGAGAUUGAGAUCCCAGAGGUUUGAGCAGCGGCAGACCCCGGACUCGAUUACCGCGUUGGAACAGGAGAACGUUCCCAUUAAACUCGCUACCCGGCCGGUGGGGCAGAAGAGCCGGGCGGAGAGAGAAGAGGGAGAUAGAUAGAUGCAGGGGUGAGUGAGGACGGAGUUGAGAGCGGAUGGAGGCAGCGUGCGGAGCGCUGGGCCCGGGCAAUGCCUCCGCCAGUGGCUGGGACUCUCUGCUGGACAACACCACGGCCACCUGUAACCGCUCGGCCCACAUCUCCCCCAGAGACGAGGUGGUGGCGCGGCUGGAGGUGACCGUGCUCGCCGUCAUCUUGAUCCUGGCCCUCGGCGGCAACAUCGGCGUCCUGUUGGCCAUCUACUCCAACCGCCACAAGUCCUCCAGAGUCAACUUCUUCGUUAAGCAUCUGAGCAUCGCCGACCUGGUGGUCGCGAUCUUCCAGGUCCUCCCGCAGCUCAUCUGGGACAUCACAUUCAGGUUCUACGCGCCCGACUUUGUGUGCAGGACGGUGAAGUACCUUCAGGUGGUUGGGAUGUUCGCCUCUACUUACCUCCUCAUCGUUAUGUCCAUCGACCGCUGCAUGACCAUCUGCCAACCCUUGAUGUCCCUGCACCAGCGCUCCAACCGAGCCUUCGUGGUCUUCUCCUGGCUCAUCAGCCUUGUCUUCAGCCUCCCCCAGGUCUUCAUCUUCUCCCUCACGGAGGUGGCGCCCGGCACUUACGACUGUUGGGGUCACUUUGUGGAGCCCUGGGGUGCCAAGGUGUACAUCACCUGGAUCACCCUCUCCGUCUAUGUCAUCCCGGUCAUCCUCCUGAUCGUCUGCUACUCCCUGAUCAGCUUCAAGAUCUGGCAGAACGUGAAGCUGAAGACCCGCAGGGAGGCCAAGGCGUCGAGAGGAGGGGUGGUGUUUUCCCGAGUCAGCAGCGUGAGGAUCAUAACCCGCGCCAAGAUCAGGACCGUCAAGAUGACCUUCGUCAUAGUCCUGGCUUAUGUUGUGUGCUGGACGCCGUUCUUCGUCGUGCAGAUGUGGAAAGUCUGGGACCGCCAGGCUCCUCAAGAGAGUAAGUUGAUGUCUUUGGGACUCAGACUGGGCCUUUGUCAUCACGAUGCUCCUGGCAAGCCUCAACAGUUGCUGCAACCCCUGGAUCUACAUGUUCUUCACCGGCCACCUGCUACAAGACCUGGUCCAGCGCUUCCUCUGCUGUUCCAGCCGGCUCAGAAAAACCAAGCAGCCCAGCAGCGAGCUGACCUGCAGCAAGAAGAGCAACUCCUCCACCUUUGCCGUCAGCCUCAAGAGCUCAAGCAGUCAGAAGAGCCUCUCAGUCCAACAGCAGCCAGAGGAACAAUAAACCAGAACGCUCUCAACCAGGUGCUGCGGGACCCUUCCCUGGGACCCUUCCCCUUGUGCUCUUACCUGCUCUGUACGAUGCUGUGCCAGCUAUCAGUUCUAAUUCCUCUCAAAUCCCCCUUAAUGCACUGCUAGAGCUUGGCCUUAAAGCAGCUAGUUCCUUUGGAUAUGCCAUGUUCACUACUAGUGGUUGGCAGCUGAGGAGAGAAAUGGCACGGGGCAGUGGUUUGCGCUCCUAACUCAGCAGGACUAGCCACUGAGGGUGGAGGCGUGGAGGCAAUAAGACAUAAUCUCGCUCCAGGGAGGCCAGAGUCGAUCAUAGGAAGCUGACUUGGCAAGAAAAGAUGCCCCAAGAUCAGUUGCCACUUGUUGGGUAUGGGAAAUGGGCCUGCAGUUUGCAACCACUUGAUAUGCCCGCAUCACUUUGAGAGCUGAGAUGUGACUGAAGUCCUGAUAUCACCGAAGCCUAGCUCUGUCUGCACCUUGCUACCAUCUGAUUGUCUUAUCGUCAGUGGUAUGAAGCGAACAUUGACUG